Messenger RNA from Selaginella moellendorffii, 666 nucleotides. RefSeq names its product calmodulin-like protein 3. The transcript has a single exon. Gene Ontology annotation, molecular function: calcium ion binding. NCBI's taxonomy places the organism in Eukaryota, Viridiplantae, Streptophyta, Lycopodiopsida, Selaginellales, Selaginellaceae. The coding region runs from base 128 to 607 and encodes 159 amino acids. The record is from RefSeq and is a predicted model, not a curated record.
ACAAUUUGACCCUUUACAGUUGGUCCAAGUUUCUAGACGAUUUGGUUUCCUGGAUCAAGCUUUCAAACGGCGGCGGGAGCAAAGCAAAGCUUGGACUUUGGCACAACUGCAGGGAGUUCUUUUCGCCAUGGCUGCGCCAAUCGAUCAAGCCGAGCUGCGCCGUGCCUUCGACAUGUUUGAUUCCAACCGCGACGGCAUGAUCUCCAGGCAGGAGCUCCGGGAGAUUGGCGACAAGCUGGGGAUGCGGUGGAGCGACGAGGAGACCAGCUCAAUGCUGGAGUCCGUGGACGAGAAUGGGGAUGGUCUGGUGGAUUUUGGCGAAUUCGUCGCCCUCUACUCGCAACACAUCCAGGGCGAGGAGAUCCAGGCGGCGGAGGAAGCGCGGAUCAAGGCCGAGCUCCAGGAGGCGUUUGAGGUGUUUGACAAGAACAAGGAUGGAUUUAUCACGGCGCUGGAGCUCCACUCCGUGCUUUGCAGCCUCGGCCUCAAGCACGGGAGCGAUAUGGUCCACGUCAAGAACAUGAUCUCCAGCGUAGAUGCCGAUGGCGACCACAAGGUGAACUUUAAGGAGUUUAGAACCAUGAUGUCCAAGGCCAAGGUCAUGUAACAGUAAGAACAGUGGAUAUGCGUGACAAAACAAGUUUGUGUGUCUCGAUUUGAUGGAAA